Paramecium sonneborni is the source of this 998-nucleotide messenger RNA. NCBI's taxonomy places the organism in Eukaryota, Ciliophora, Oligohymenophorea, Peniculida, Parameciidae. The record is from the annotation of a GenBank genome assembly.
UAUUAAUGUAAAUAUUUGAGACCAUCGUCAAGUACUGUGAGAAAAAUGAUAUAAAGUUAAUUGAAUCAGGUUGGCUAUUAUACUGUCAUGUAUUGGGAAUGAUAGGUAUAAUUUGGAGUUUCUUCUUGGAGUCUGAAUUGUUUUAUAAAUACUACCUAGUAAAAAAAUUAGUUAAAUUUAGGCUUUCUUAAUUUGGCAUAGCUUAACAGGUUUAGGAAUCACAGGUGGAGCACAUAGAUUAUGGGCACAUAAAUCAUAUAAAGCAUCAUGGCCAAUUAGAGUGUUUUUAAUGUUUAUGAAUUCAAAUUGUUUUUAAGGAAGUAUUUGGCAUUGGAGUAGAGAUCACAGACUUCAUCAUAAAUUUAGUGUAUAUAAACUAUAAAUAUUUAAAGGAUACACCAUUAGAUCCACAUAAUUCUUAAUUAGGAUUAUUUUUUUCACAUUGUGGAUGGUUAUUGAAAAAAAAGAGUAAAGAGCUAGUUGAUGAAGGAAUGAAACUUGAUUUAUCUGAUUUGAAAGCUGAUUCUGUUGUUAUGUUCUAAAAGAGACAUUAUUAUAAAAUGGCUUUCCUUUGGGCUUUUAUAAUUCCAACUUUGACUGGUUUAAUUAUAAGUGACAAAUGGUUCUUCAGUUUGUUGUUCUUAGGUUUUGGAAAAUACAUCUUUACAUUGAAUGCAACAUGGUAUUUCUUAUAAAUUUAAUGUAGGUGUGUUAAUUCAAUCUGUCAUUUUUAUGGAAGUAGAAAAUGGAAUCCAAGAAUUGAACCAAGAGAUAACAUUUUUGUCUCAUUAAUUACCUUAGGUGAAGGAUGGCAUAAUUGGCAUCAUGAAUAUCCAAGAGAUUGGAGAGCUUCUAAAAAUGAAUGGUGGAUGAUCAAUCCAACAUGUUCAUUUAUUUAGAUGUGUGAAUAUAUUGGAUUAGUAAAUACCAAAAGGGCAAAACAAGAAGACAAAGUAAAAUAUGAUUAUUGAUUUUUUUAUUCAUUUGAAACACAAAUC